AUGGCCCCGACUCCGGCGAAAUAUGUUCUCUUGUCGCUACCCCUGAGCACCUUCGACACAGGCGACCAGCAAGAAGCUCUCGACUCCGUCAAGACCACCAUCACGUCCGAUAAUGGAACCGUGUUGCCCUUCCCUGUCCCCAACUUUAAGAUAGGAACUCUAGACGCCUUGGUUCAGCAAGCCGACGACCUAGCAAAGCUUAAUACGGCCUGCGAGGGAGUGGUCAGCAAAGUUGGCGACGCCUUGCGAUCCUUAUACGAAGGCAACGAUGAUAAGGCUUCUGAACAAAAGAUGGUAAACGACAAGCCGACGGAUCAGUAUCUUCGCACCUUUACUUGGAACAAAGUCCGCUACCGAGCCGACAGGCCUGUAGGCGAAAUCGUUGAUAUCCUCCAAAAGGAAUUGGCUACGAUCGACAAUGAUGUCAAGGGCAAAUUCAACCAAUACAACCAAGUCAAGACCAACCUCGCAACUCUGCAAAGAAAACAAACGGGCAACCUCGCGACCAAGUCUCUCACACCGAUUGUCAACCCAUCUCUACUGGUGCAAGACUCCGAAUAUCUCGAAACUCACCUCGUCGCUGUCCCCUCCAACCUGAAAAAGGAGUAUCUUAAGAGCUACGAGACCGUGUCACCCAUGGUAGUGCCCCGGUCGUCUGUACAGGUUGCGCAAGACGAUGAAUUUAUCCUGUUCGCUGUCACCACGUUUAAGAAGCACAGUGCCGAGUUCCAACAGAAGUGCCGAGAGCAGAAGUGGACGCCCCGCCAGUAUAAAUACGUCGAGGGCGGUAAAGAAGAAGAGCAAAGAGAAAUAGAUCGCGUCACUCGGGAAGAAAAGAAGGUCUGGGGCGAGGCUCUACGAUUAACCCGCACGGGAUGGAGUGAGAGUGUCAUGAUAUGGGCGCACAUCAUGGCCCUCCGCGUCUUUGUAGAGUCGGUGUUGCGCUACGGCUUACCGCUAGAAUUCGUGUCAGCUCUCGUACUGACGACCGCGAAGUCGGUAAAGAAGGUGAAGACAGCGCUGGACUCGUCGUAUUCGUACCUGGGUGGAAAUGCGUUCGGACGAGACAAGCGAGGGAGGAUCACAAAAGACGACGCGGCGUUAACAUCAGAAAUGGCAGCGGCCGGCUUGGGGCACGCAGGGGAAGGCAACGAGUAUACGGCAUACGUAUAUUACGAAUUCGAAGUAUAG
Daldinia childiae is the source of this 1191-nucleotide messenger RNA. RefSeq names its product V-type proton ATPase subunit C. Bases 1 to 1191 code for a protein of 396 amino acids. Lineage: Eukaryota; Fungi; Ascomycota; Sordariomycetes; Xylariales; Hypoxylaceae. Gene Ontology annotation, molecular function: proton-transporting ATPase activity, rotational mechanism. The record is from RefSeq and is a predicted model, not a curated record. Gene Ontology annotation, biological process: proton transmembrane transport. The transcript is spliced from 5 exons. Gene Ontology annotation, cellular component: vacuolar proton-transporting V-type ATPase, V1 domain.